AUGGUCAACGCCAGAGCGCAUGGACACGCGGGCCAUGCGCGGCUGCACAAGCGCGGUCACUCGGCCUCGUCCUCGCUGGCGAGCCCGCUGAGUCCCGUGGCCGACGGCGCCGCCCUCAGCUUCCACCGCCCAGACGUGUCUACGUUCACGACGACCGUCGAGGAGGCCUGGACCGAGCUGCCGCGCCACACGACGGCCGCUGCAUCCUCGCACCCGCUCAAGAUCAAGCCGUACCUGCGCAAGCUGGCGUCCAAGGACAGCAACGCCCUGGACCUGUCGCGCCCCGCCGCAGAGAACGAGAGCCUGGCCGGCCUCGACAUCGCCCACGACUACAGCGGCCUCUACUCGCGCUCCAUAUCAGACGUCACCUUCACCCCCGUCAACGGCCGCCAUCGACACACGCGCUCCACCUCCAACACAUCGCAGUUCUCGACCUCGUCCAGCGGCCUGACGCGGCCCACGCCCAUGCCGGCCAUCCGCCAGACCCCGCAGCCCUCGACCCACCUGCCGCCCGUGUCCAAGUCGUCGCCGUCGUCGAUUUUGGGCGUCGAGCGUGCGUGCGAUGACAUCAUGUCUGACGACGAGUUCCGCCUGCGACAGAACGCGUAUGAGCCCGGGCGGCGAUCUGGUUCCAUCUCCUCGGUGCCUGGUAUAUCCCUGCGCAUCCACACCAACAACUCGACCACACGGCUCGCCAACAACUACUCCCAGUCCACCAUAUCCCUGACCUCGCCCGUGGCCCAGGCGCGCUCACGGGGCGACACGCUCAAAUCCAUCGACACCACCACCUCACCCAGCUCGCGCACCUCGUUCGACCAGGGCCUGCGCUUCAUCCGCGGCGGCCGCGACUCGCCCAUUGACGCCGCCUCGCGCGCCGCCUCGAUCCGCGCCGCACGGGCAAAGUUCGAGGAGGAGGAGCUGGCCAAAGAGCGCCGGUACGAGAAGGAAGCCAGCAAGCAGGCCGAGCGGGACCGCCGCAGGCAGGCAAAGCGAGACGAGCACCAGCGGCGCAAGUCCGAAGUCACCGACCGAGCCGAGUACAAGCGCUCUCGCAGCACCUCGGACACGCAGAACGAAAAAGCACCGCGGCCGUCCGUGGGCGGGCGCCAGUACUCGGACCACCGUGAAGCGCACGUCAACUCGCUGCCCAAGCACGUGAGCACCGUCGACCUGGAGAAGGCGGGCGUGACGCCUGAGGUGACGACGAAGCGGGCAGCCAAGGGCCGGUGGCUGAGCUUUGUGACGUGGUUCAAGACGCGGCUGCUGCGCAUGUCGAGGAAGGUGUCGACGUGA
Ascochyta rabiei is the source of this 1293-nucleotide messenger RNA. RefSeq lists its product as uncharacterized. The transcript has a single exon. The record is from RefSeq and is a predicted model, not a curated record. Lineage: Eukaryota; Fungi; Ascomycota; Dothideomycetes; Pleosporales; Didymellaceae. Bases 1 to 1293 code for a protein of 430 amino acids.